AUGAUAGAAGGAGUCCUGGACGCAGAUUUCUCCGUGAAGCAUCACUGGAAUCUUUCGCAAAAGCUCUUGGAGCUCGACUCUAACAACAAACUCCACCAGAUCAUCUCCAAAACCCUCAUCGCGGAUAUCGAUCAUCUUGCCGAAUUCCAAAAAGCCGAGGCUCGAUUCUGUGAAAAUUGCUUCUCACGCUGCGAAAAUCACGAAAAUGCGUUGAAAAUUCGCACGAUUUCGAAGAGAAAAGGCCGUGCCAAACGAUUUACAAAAGAGCGAAAACUUGUGACUGUUCAAAACUGCUCAGAUUGUCAUUUUUCUAGAACUUCGAAGCUCGAAAACCGGCUCAAUAAGAAUUUAGUCAAUGCAGCAGCAGAAAUUUCAACUGAGAAAAUAGAGAUCAAGAAAAAAGACAGUAAUUCAGGAAAAAUUGCGAAAAACCAAAAAUCUAAAGCUGUCGAGAAAAAGCUAAAUAGCAUGAAAGCAAAGGCAAAAAAUAAGAAUAAGCCGAAUCCUCAAAGCAAGCAAAAGAACAAGCCUCCAAAAAACUCGCUUGCGGGGUUCUUGAAAAAAUUCUAG
Molecule: messenger RNA, 570 nt
Organism: Oikopleura dioica
Lineage: Eukaryota; Metazoa; Chordata; Appendicularia; Copelata; Oikopleuridae
Source: the annotation of a GenBank genome assembly